Molecule: messenger RNA, 1485 nt
Organism: Salvia miltiorrhiza (redroot sage)
Lineage: Eukaryota; Viridiplantae; Streptophyta; Magnoliopsida; Lamiales; Lamiaceae
Exons: 1
Coding region: 1-1485 (494 amino acids)
Source: RefSeq, a predicted model, not a curated record
AUGAUGUUAAAAAAGGAGUUGAAUGAUUUAUGGGGAAUUGCUUCUUCUUGGCAACUUAUUCCCCUUGGAAAAGGCUACUACACUUUGGUUUUUCAAAGUGAGGCGGACAAAACCUGUGCCAAGGUUAAAAACACUUGGGAACUUCUUAAUGGUCAUCUUCGACUCAGGGAAUGGUCAAGGAAUUUCGAUCCCUUCAAGGAGCAUUCUUCGUUGGCUAAUGUGUGGGUGAGAAUACACUAUUUGCCGAUAGAAUAUUGGCACGCGGAAGUGCUGGCUGGAGUUGCGAGAUAUAUUGGGCAUCCCAUUAGAAUCGAUGCAGCUUCAGUGAAGAAGGAUUUUGGACAGUUUGCGAGGGUCUUGGUCGAGUUAGAUAUGUCUAAACCUCUUCCUACUACUCUUCUUUUUGAUGAAGGAGAUUUCGCUUUUUAUAUUGAGUUCACUUAUGAAAAGCUCCCACUUUACUGCAACAGGUGCAAAAUAACAGGACACUCUCCUGAUAGAUGUUUCAAAGCUAUUCAAAAGGAAACUGACGAGACAACUACUCACGUCAAGAUUGCCACGCAACAGCCAAGGGGAAAACAAUGGAAAGAAAUUGAGCAUAUUCAGACUACGAACAACGAACAUGAAGCCGCCUUCCAUGAGCAUAGAAAUCAACCUGUCGGCGAUCAACAGAUUCAGCAACAUUCGGUUAAAGAUAAGCAGUGCUCGGGGACUACGAUUGGAAACACUUUUGCUGUGUUGGAAAACCUGAGAGGUGAAGAAACUGGGUUACAAAUCUUGGAGGCUGAGCAGAUAACUGAUAAAUCCGCGCGCGUACAGCAGCAAGGUUCCGGUGAGGACAAUGAACCAAAAUCUACAACUCAGAAGGUUGCGCAGCCUUCGCAUCGAGGCUCUUCGCCUCAUCUGUUGGAGCAGGAGGAAAAUGCUAAGAACAGAAUCAGUGGUGAGAAUGUUAGAUUUCAGUUGAGGAAUAAUGAGGAUAUCAGAGGGCCGGAUAUGUUGGACGCUAUCACCAACAAUGUGGAGACAUCGGUGUACGAUAGGCCGCUUGAAGUUUAUGUUUCUGAAAGUUCAGAAGAGGAGGAAACAAUUGAAGCGGAUGUUAUAAGUGAGGAAAUUCAUUCCCGACAGCAACCAACUGAUGCGGUUGCUUUUGAGAAUGCUAUGAAGGCUCAGAGAUUGGAACAAAUUCUGGCAUUGGCUAAGGAGCCAAUUACUUCGGGUAUGGCAGCUAAGCGGCGCGGUAGGCCUUCAAAAAAACAGCUCGCAGAUCGUGCAGCGGAACAAAUCUCAAAACAGGCAGAGGAGAGUAUUAAACAUCGUCUUCGUAAAGCUGGAGAUGCUGGCAAUAAUCCGGAAGCUUUUGUUAUUGACAAUAGCAAGAAAGACUGUAUUCAGGCGAUGGAGAAUGUCGCCCGUGAAAGCUGGUCGGCUGAGGUGGAAAGAUGCGGAGGCUCCUCCGCCCAUUUCAAUCAAUCUUCAUGA